UCUGGUGAAAAUGCCUGUUUUUGCAGUGCCCCUGAAGACAGAAAAGCCACAAAAAAAGGAUUGUGAGGUUUUUAAUGGCUGGUCUGAUGGUCAGCCUCAGUACAGCACUGCUCCCUGCACACACACUCCCUUCAUCUGCAGAAUGAGCAAAGACUAUUAUCUGAAGAAGAAGGACCUGAGAGAAUCUCUAACGCUCAACCCAAGCCCCUUCAUGCAAAGCGCCAUGCAGUAUGGCGUGACUGCAGACAGUGUGCUCUCUGAUACUGUAGAUGUGCAGGGUUGGGCCUCUGUGUCCCGUCUGUUGAACGUGUCUGAGCAGGCUGUUUUAAAGAAGCAGGAGCAGCUGGAGGACAGGGACAUGUUCUUUCUCAUGCAUGUUCUCUCUCGGGCCGCUGACCUGCCCAGCACCGCCAACCAUAGUCAGCGUGAAGUGGAGAGCCUCGGCCAGAGCUUCAUCACCAUUGCAGAUUCACUCAUCAGCCAAGACAAUGUCAGUAAAUGGAACAGCAUCAAAGAGGUAGUGAAGGGCCCAAUGGCAGUCAUACAGAGUGUCGAACGCAUGGUGAGCAACCUUAACUUUCUACUGAUGGACGACACAGAGAGUGUGCAGAUACGCUCCGACAAAAUCAAGCUGCAAGUCCAAAAGAAGCUGCUUUCUAAAGGUUCUCAGGUUUCUGUGUUUUGUGGACCGGAUGCAGGAGAUCGUGACUGCAUCUCUGUCUCAGCAAAAAACAUGAAGGAACUGCAAAACAGAGGCAUCAAAAAUGUGACUUUACUGAAUACAUGGUACAGCUCUGUGAAUUGUGUCUCAGAGAGAGAGGAAAACAUUAGCCUUUCUCCUAAAGUCAGUGAUGGAUCUCAUAGUAGUUUGCGCACAGUCUUGGUCUCAUCGGUCAUCUCCAGUACAGUGCUGGCAGAUGGAAAGCUGAUCAACAUGGCCGUAAACUUCACACUCCAGCACCGGAUUCAGAACAGUUCACAGAAUUUGACACCUGUCUGUUCUUUUUGGGAUUUUGACCUGAUGCCAGAUGGGGGAGGGUGGUCAACAAAGGGUUGCACCUUUAUUUCCUCUCGAAAUAACUCAACUUCCUGUUUCUGUAACCACACUACCAACUUUGCCUUGCUGUUACAGAUCUACGAUGUUCAGAGCUAUGAACAGGAGACAGGCCUGCAGAUCUUCAGUUUGAUUGGCUCUUUUGUGUCUCUGUGUGGUCUUGUCUUCACAUUAAUUCUCUUUGUGGCUGUUGGUGUUCCCAAAUCAGAUCGGACCACAGUUCACAAAAACCUGGUGGUGGCGCUCGCUGUAGCUCAGCUCUUGCUUAUUUUCAGCGACUGGGCUGAGGGCAACCAGGAAGUCUGCUGGCUGGUGACGGUGCUGCUGCAUCUGUUCUUCCUGUCGUCUUUCUGCUGGAUGCUGGUGGAGGGCUUGCUGCUCUGGAGUAAAGUGGUCUCUGUGAACAUCAGCGAGGACAGGAGAAUGAAGCUGUACUAUGUGCUGGGCUGGGGGCUGCCGGUUGUUAUAGUCGUAGUAACCUUGUCAGCCACUUUGGAUCAGUAUAAAGCACAGCAGUACUGCUGGCUGAACCUUCAGUCGCAUGUUAUUUGGGCUUUUGCAGGGCCUGUGCUCUUUGUUUUGGCUGUCAACGCUGUGGUGCUUUUUCGGGUGGUUAUGGUCACAGUGGCCAGUGCACGUCGCAGAGCCAAAAUGCUGACACCCAGUUCUGAUUCGAAACUUCACAUGCUGGAUCUUACCUGGGCAGCGACGAGGCCAGUGUUGAUCUUGUUACCAGUGUUAGGUCUGACCUGGCUGUGCGGAGUGCUAGUACACUUGUCUGUCGCCGUGGCCUAUCUGUUCAUCACACUCAAUGCUUUUCAGGGCCUGUAUAUUUUUCUGGUGUAUGGAGUUUACAACAGUGAGGUGCGAAACGCUAUAAGAAGAAUCCAGGACAAGCGGAAAGCUUUGUCAUUUACAAACUGCUCACAGCCGGUCAGCUGCUUGUCCUCCCAGAAGUCUCCCAGUGCAUCAUGGGUAAACAGCCUGUCGACUCGUUCCAGCCCGGAGAGCAGCGAGAGCUCGACUCCCAUCACCACUUCCACAGCCGACUCGCUCGUCUUUGAGAACGGUGAGUCAAACUCAUCCAUGACCAUAUUGAGUUUCCCAUUAAAACCAGCCAACAGAAGUCAGGUGAUUCAGCUGACAGCCUUUAAGCCCUCAGGUUGUUGAGGGGAAAACUACACUACAAUUGUGCAUGGACCCGUGGCUUAUCCUGGGACGAGGACGUAGCUCAUUCUGUGGAGGAGCACACACUGCCUCCUCCGCAAUCCUGCAGGCCGUCUCAUUCCCAGAGCUCAACAAGUGCAUGAAAUGACUUUUUCAGCAAACGUUCAAUGAGACCGUGCUCAACGUUGUGUAUUUAGUCAUCAUUUUAAAAUGUAUAGAUGAGUACAAAGGUUCAUAGUAUUAAACAGGACAACAAAGAGCAUCACACCGUUAAUCGUGACCAGACAACAGAAUGAGUUGUUAGUGAUUUUUGACUUCGGUUGGGAACGAACAGCCCACAUCCGUGGAGAUUUACAUUCAGUGUUUUGAAGAAACAGAAAACUGUGGACAUUGAAACCUACCAGCUGUUUGAUCUUUCUGAAGAUACUGUUCAAAGUAUCAAUAUAUCAUUUCAAUGGCACUUUAUUCAUUUUUUUAUUUAAAAAGUCUUUAGUUCUCAAAGAGCAAGUAUGUGACGAUCACCUGAUCAUAACAUAAUUUAUAUUUAAUGGUUUAUUCAUGCUGUAAUUCUACUACUCAAUUGAAAUUGUAAAUAAUUAUCUUAAUGUAAUGGGUAUAACCUAUUUUUAUUUAAUGCAUA
Messenger RNA from Carassius auratus (goldfish), 2861 nucleotides. Its product is annotated as adhesion G-protein coupled receptor D2-like. Gene Ontology annotation, biological process: adenylate cyclase-activating G protein-coupled receptor signaling pathway; cell surface receptor signaling pathway. Lineage: Eukaryota; Metazoa; Chordata; Actinopteri; Cypriniformes; Cyprinidae. Gene Ontology annotation, molecular function: G protein-coupled receptor activity. Gene Ontology annotation, cellular component: plasma membrane. The record is from RefSeq and is a predicted model, not a curated record.